Messenger RNA from Laccaria bicolor S238N-H82, 381 nucleotides. RefSeq lists its product as uncharacterized. The record is from RefSeq and is a predicted model, not a curated record. Bases 1 to 381 code for a protein of 126 amino acids. The transcript has a single exon. Lineage: Eukaryota; Fungi; Basidiomycota; Agaricomycetes; Agaricales; Hydnangiaceae.
AUGCCUCUUCUUGAGAAAGAAUGGAAAGACCAGGUUAUGGCACAGACUAAGCCCUUGGCAAGACAGUCAAAGAAUAUUGCAAAUAAUGCUGUCAAAGAGAUAAUGGUUUUGUAUACUGCAAGGAAUGCAUUUGCAGGUGACUUGGGAGAGCUUGAUCAAAAGCUAAUUUCUGGUGACUAUGGAGAUGAUAUGUUGGUGGAAGAUGUCCUGUCAGCAUGUCUGGCUGUAGCAAAGAAGCAAAAGGCUAUAGAGGAUACCAUUAAAACAAAGAAGAAAAAGCUUGGUGUGAGGGAUCAAGCAAAUUUGAGGGAUCUGAUUGGCAAUAAAUUUCUUCAGUUAAUACUCAAUGCCAGAGCCCUCAAGCAAAGGCUUAGAGAUUAA